Porites lobata is the source of this 6302-nucleotide messenger RNA. The record is from the annotation of a GenBank genome assembly. NCBI's taxonomy places the organism in Eukaryota, Metazoa, Cnidaria, Anthozoa, Scleractinia, Poritidae.
AGAGAACUUCAUUCUAAUCCCAUCACCCACAUUCCAGAUUAUGCGUUUAGAGGGAUGGAAAAACUUGCCGACUUGUAAGUAAUGUAGAAAUCGCAAAUAUAACAACUGAGGUCAUACAUUCUGUUAAGUAAAAAUCGAAGAUAAGUUCGAGGACGUGCUGAACACUAGCAUGAGCGAUGGAAAGAAAAAAAUGGCUUUCUUUAUGAAUUAUCUGGAUCGGAAUCUGGAUCCACUUUGUUUCAUUGACGUUAACAUUACAAUUAGAGGCCCCCAACUUUUAUCCUUCUGCACCUGCGCAAGUCAACUUAUGCUCAUUUUCAUCACUCGUGUGAACAUCAAUUCUGUUUAUGCUUGCGUCGCUUGCGAGUUAUCAUCUGCAGACAAGUGUUGUUUAAUAUCUUUUAUUACAAAAUUCACUUGAGGAUUUCAUCCACCGACCGAUUAAGUUUAUGAUUUAUUGUAAUGAAGUAACAUUUACACAACAGCGUCAACCAAGGCACGAAUGUGUUUGAUUGGGAAAUCUGGCUUAAGAUGUGAUACCAAUCAAACGUGAAAUCCAAAGGCGGAUUUCGAUUUUCGAUCGGUGAUAUCGUAAUCUCAAAUCUAAAGACAAAGAAGGUUCAAAUACAGAUUUUCCAGUACAUAAAAGUGCGCAUAUACAUUUCAUAAUUUUAACGCAUAGAUAAUGCCUCUUUUGCAGACGUUUGACCUGGGAAAGGGUGAACACGGUUGGUCACAACGCAUUCGUAUCCCUGCCUUCUUUAACAAGACUGUAAGCACUGAAUUCUUUCUUACAACUUCAGUUUUAUCCUUCAAUCUUUCAUUUUACCAUUUGCUUGUUCACUUGCUUUAGUUCAGCAAGUCCUCACUUUUGCAUUCAUUUAUUUCUGUCUCUCUUUUAGGUCACUGGUCAGCGUAAAACUAGUUAAAUUUCCAAAUUUGACCGGGACAACGCGUCUUCAAGAAUUGUACGUACCAUUUGAUUGUUAACUUCCCUUGUAAUAUCUUUACCAUUUACGAAAAAGGGUUAAGUUUAAGGAAUGGGGCACUUAUGUGCUAGUUUUGGCCGAGACAGAAGGCGCUUAUUCAAAGUGUACGGUGUUCAAUGCUUUCAAAGUAUCACGAUGAGUCAUCGACAAUAUCGUGAAAAUUAAGAAUCUAAGUUCCAACAUGAUAAAGAUCUCAUUGCGUUUUAAGUUAUCCAAUUUAUAUUAACGAAUACCGUUUGUAUUUAGUAGCACAGGCCGUUUCCCUUUGAAAAAGAGUGGAAGGAUCAUGUAUUAAAGGAUGAGUGACUCAUUCAUUUCUGAUUUAUAUUUUAUUGUCUGAAGGACUGUGUCGUUUUGUGAGAUCCGUGAGCUACCCGAAGACCUGUGUCAAAAGCAAAAGGAUUUGGUUGACUUGUAAGUGGAUAUUAUAUUCAAAGCGUUCAGUCUAGCAAUUAUAUUAGCUAAAAUCCUCCAUAUGCAAUUAAUGUUUUAAUUAGUAGAAAACAAAUUACCUGUCAAUGAAGGUCAUAUUUACAUAUUAGAGACGCCAAAUGUUAAUCAGUGUACUUUUAAAGGUCUUUUGUUUGAUAAUAACCCUGCAGGCUAAUCUCUUUGAUUCUAAAUAAUAACUUCACUAACAGGCACUCGGUUCUCAUUUCAGGACAUUGAAUUUCAACAAAAUUGUUCGCAUGCCAGACCUGUCUGGGUGUUCCUCGCUUUCAGUGCUGUAAGUAUUUCAUAGGCAGUCUAGGAAACAGUAUACCCUCUGGGGCAACCGAGUAAGUUAUAAAACUGCAAUCUUUAAUAUACAUCUUUACUUUGUGGUUUGAAAAAGCGUACCUUACGUCCCAGCGUAAUGCUUUUAAAUGCUCUUAUGCGAAGUUGGGUAGCAGUGAUUUUAUUUCGUGAUCUUUUCCUCGGAAAAAACUUAAAUGCUCUGUGUGAAGGUGUCAUUUUGGCCGCCGUCUGCCACAAUGUCUUUUUUCUCUUUCCCUUUCCGCCCUUUGCCUUAAGUCAUCCGACACUUAGAUUAUUAACUUAUAACUUUGAAAUUUCAUCUUUAAAACAUAAUACGCAUUUCAAGCGACGGAUUAACGCCGUAGCUGUUAAUGAAUUUCAUUAGCACUGACACUUCUCCUACUCGGGAAUGUACGGGAUAUUGUCCGACGACCAGUCACAUUGUUUGUAACGCACAUAAAAAUUUUCUCCGAUUACCGUUUUACAAAUGGUUUACGAUAAACGUUAUGAGUUUCAAACACGAAUCGAGAAACGAGGGGGCCUGAGUACGAGACCACUACUAUGAGAAUGGUUAAUGACGUCAGCGUUUAUAGACACCUACGUUUUUCAACCUCGCUCCCAGGGCCUCUAUUUCAUCAUCCUACGUCAUUUGAUUCCUCACAUAUCUAGAUUGUAGACGAUUUCUUAGUCAUGCCACACCUAAUUCUUAGCAGGAAAGAUAUAAUCUUGGUAGUUAAUUCAAGUUAAUAUAAUUUGAUCAAAACAGUAUUUUUCUUUUCCUUAACAGGAAAAUAGAGCAUAAUAACAUCAAAUCGAUUGGAAGUUCUUUAAGAAACUUGGGAAUUCUUAAAGACCUGUAAGUAGUCUACAAAUUUAAGUAAUACCGGCUUUCUUGAAAUGCAAUUAUCAAUACACCAAGUUAACUUAUUUGUGUAAUGCAAUAGCAAACAAUCAAAAUAAAGUAUUGUAAACCGAAUUGAUUUUUCCAUUUAAUUGAGGAAUUUUUUUACUUGCUCACCCUUCCGUUUCUUCGGUAAAAAGGAAACCAAGCUUAUUCAUUUCUACUUUGCGCAUUCUACAUGAAUUUUAUAGCAAAUUCCGUUAUGGUUCAAUAUGCCAUUACAAUACCGUUAAAUUCCCCUUAUAACCCCCUCCCCCCGAGUGUAAGGCCCAUCUAACUGUAUACAAAAAUACAUCCGGUUAUAACCCCCAUCCCCUCCCCCCCCCCUCCCCGAUAUAAGCUCUCCUCUCUAGCUUGCAUUAAAAUAAUGUUGAUUUUCUACGAGGUUUUGAAGCUUAAAAAGCUUAUUUUUGAAACGCUUUUUUUAAGUCCGGUUAUUUAACAAAUCGACCUCAAUUUUCCUAUUCCAAGGUCUUCACUCUUAUAGACCAUAGAAAUGACGUCAUAAAAUGUUUAACACUCAAGUGGAACCACGAGCCACAGGCGAGUGGUUUCACUGCAAAGUUUUGAACAUUUUAUGGCGUCAUUUCUAUGGUCUAUAAGAGUGUGGACCAUCAAAAAUUGUGGUCGAUUUUUUUUUACAAUAACAUUUAUUUUUACGAAAAACCAAAAACAAAACAACCGGCAGUGCGAGACAUGUUACGUCAUUUCCAUGGUCUAUUCUCUCAUAGACCAUAGCUCUCGCCCAAUCAGCGCGCGAGGAUUCGCUCAAUUAUUAUAAAAACGCCUCUCGAAUACAAGCCCCACCGUUUAUGAGCCCCUCUAAAACCCCUUAUGAAGUUGUAUAAGGCCAUAGCUUAUAAGUGGUCCUUCACGGCAUAUGGUUUAGUUGAUUUUUCCUCUAAUGCCAUUUCUUCUACAAUGUUUCUUUAGAACUCUCAAAGGGAAUAAGAUACGAAAGCUUGAAAGUAGGACGUUUGAAGGUGUUACUAAUCUUGAAACACUGUAAGUAUUUUCCGGCAGAUAUACUAUAUGACCUAUCAUUUAUAUCAUCGAAUGGAUAUUCAUUAUGCCUGCAUAUUUGAUGAUUUCAUAGUUCUGUUGAGUAGCAGCAUCAAAAGAGAGAUUUAUAUCUGGGAGAAAUUAGAUACAAAAGAACUUCGGUUUUUCCAGGAAUACUUUGAUACUUCUAAUCGUUUUCCAAGCUACAAGUAAGCGCUUUAAAAGUUAAAAAUGCAACAUGAAAAAUAUCUAAGAACGGUUACUAAAAGACUUACCUUAUUAAUUGCAGAUUUAAUAGUAACAUUUAAAGUCUUGUUUACUGAAAAUGUUUCGGCUCACCAAAAAUUUGGUAAUCAUCUGAAAUCUUUCUCCCUCAGUUCUAUGCCUGUAGCGGGAAAAUGAUAAUCAAGUGCCAUGGUCGCUUUUGCUGUAGUAAUGUCUGAACUACAUUCUUUAUUUAGUUUAACUUACUAUUUUAAUAUCCUUGCAGGAACCUGGCAAAAAAUGAAAUAAAUUUCAUUGCAGAUGAUGUUUUUGCACCAUUUAAAAUGAUCAAAAUUCUGUAAGUAUAUAUCAUCAUAUGGAUAGAAUUUUUUUGAUCGGGAUUGAAAAACUAAAUAGUAUAAGCUUGUACAGCCUUUUAUGCACAACCCAGAACAAACUUAAAAUCCGCUAUAUAUUUAAGGGUCAUGACCAUGUGACUGGUCAUAGGUCGAAUUCUAAGACUUAAAACAUAAAGCUGCGUGAAUUGAUUUUCAAAAAUAAUUGUGUUAGGAAUUUGGAAAAGGGUAACUUUCUUAGCUUUCUUCUUCUUCUUCUUUUUUUUUUACAUUGGUUACAAACGUUCCGUGCACAAAAAUAUCAAAGAUCGAUAAAUGGAUCUGGAAAAUUCCUCCAUUUCCCGUUUUUAACCACUAACAAUUUUUACCUCUUCGCAAAUUUAUAAAACUAUAAAAUUUAAUUCAUGUAUGAUUGGUUUUAUAUUCUUCAGUUUUAAACAGUGAACAGAUUUUAACCGCUAUAAAUCAUGCAUAAAGGUACUUAAGUGAACGAGUCGUGUGUUUGUCCACAGGGAUCUGAGCUACAAUUCAUUUCCCGUGUUGCCAACAAAAGGACUCAAAACUCUGCAGACCCUGAAGAUUCGAGACAACAGAGAACUAAAAGAAAUUCACGCUGCAGAUUUACCAUCCGUUCGACUUGUUGAGGCGCAUUACCCAUACCACUGUUGUGAAUUCCGUAAAGAGAAGAAAGAGAAAAAGCAAGCACUCCCUCAAGGAAAUUGGGAUAAGACACAUGAUUCGUGGACUUGGGACGAGGUUGUAUAUCUUAGAAACUCCUACGGGGAGGAAAACAGGACAGAAUCUACGAUAGACGACAUAUCAGGACUAGGGUCUGGAGAAGUGGAUCCUGUUCUGAUUGAGGGGAGCUCGAAUUCCGAGAUGCAAGGUCCAGUUACAGAUGCGUCAGGCCACACUGGUAAUAUUAUCGUAAUUGAGGAAGACGACAACCAUGAAGUCACAUGCACUCCCGAACCUGCGGACCCUUUUUUUCCUUGUGACGAUCUCAUGGAUGUGACUUUUCUUCGCGUCGUGGUCUGGAUUGUAUUCUUGCUAGCGUUGCUUGGUAACGCAGCUGUGGUUUUCGUCAUCGUUACUCGCAGUUCUCGAAUUGACGUGUCCAGGUUUUUAAUUUGUAAUCUUGCCGUUGCGGAUUUAUGCAUGGGGGUGUACCUCGGUUUUUUGGCCAUUGUGGAUACUUCGACACGAGGCAACUUUCGAAGCUAUGGUGUGGAGUGGCAGUUAAGCAGCGGCUGUAAGACAGCGGGUUUCCUUGCUGUGUUAUCAAGCGAAACCUCGGUCUUUACAUUAACUGUGAUAACCAUUGAAAGAUACAUUGCCAUAACGCAUGCGCUGGAUAUCUCUAAGAAAAUGACUCUGAAGAAGACUGGCAUCGUCAUGCUUAUUGGCUGGGUUUUUGCUUUGAUCUUUGCGACAUUACCCUUGUUCCGCGUCAGUGACUACACCAAGUUCAGUGUUUGUCUUCCGUUUGAAACUGGGGAUUUAAAAUCGUUGGCCUACGUGAUGUCAUUACUCGUAAUCAAUGGAACAGCAUUUCUAGUCAUACUGACGUGUUACGUGAAAAUUUAUGUCACAAUUCGUGGCUCAAAUGCGUGGAAUACAAAUGAUUUUAAAACGGCUCAAAAAAUGGCUCUUCUCAUCUUUACAGACUUUGCCUGCUGGGCGCCUAUAACUUUCCUGUCCAUUGCGGCUGCUUUCGGUGGAGAGUUUGUUAGCCUCAAGUGGGCUAAAAUUUUAACAGUUUGUGUUUUUCCUCUAAACAGUUGUGCGAACCCCUUUUUGUAUGCUAUUUCCACUGCACAGUUUAAGAGAGACUGCAUGUCCUUCUGUCGAAGGGUGAAGACUUCGCAGAUUCCAAAACUAACGAGCUCGAGGAGAAAAUUUUCUAUUUCAAGUGCAGAAAUGAGGCGAAAUUCCCAAGUGAGCUCAUCUAAUGGACUUGAGGGGAUGAUUGCGAAACUUCGAGCUGGUGGAAGGCGAAACUCUCUUCCCGCUUCAAUGAAGUUGAUGGUUCUGCAACCUGAAACAAGCAAAUCAUUGGAAUUCCCUCAAAAAGACAAACAAGUUAUUGUGGAGAGAGUAACAGCUCUUUAA